CCUCCCUCCCAUUGAAGGUGACCUCUGUCCUUCUCCUCUCUUCAAUUCAGACUCCCCACCACUCCCCUUUCUUAACCCUCCCCUUCUUCUCCCUUCCUUAUCAUCUCUCUGUUUCCUCCUCUGUUUCUCCUCUGCUUUCCUCUGUUUCUUCCUUUUCUUCUCAUGGGAAGGCACUCUUGCUGCUAUAAACAGAAGCUGAGGAAAGGCCUUUGGUCUCCUGAUGAAGAUGAAAAGCUUCUUAAUUACAUAACCAACCACGGCCAUGGCUGCUGGAGCUCUGUUCCUAAGCUUGCUGGCCUACAACGCUGUGGGAAGAGCUGCCGCCUUCGAUGGAUUAACUAUCUCAGGCCUGAUUUAAAAAGGGGUCCUUUCUCCCAGCACGAAGAGGAUUUGAUCAUUGAGCUUCACGCAGUCCUUGGAAACAGAUGGUCUCAGAUUGCUGCUCAGCUACCUGGAAGAACAGAUAAUGAAAUCAAGAACUUGUGGAAUUCGUGCAUUAAGAAGAAAUUGAGACAGAAAGGGAUUGACCCCAACACGCAUAAGCCUGUCUCUGUGUCGGGUGAUGCUGACAAUGACAGUGAGAAGCAGCUCCCCCCGACAUCCACUUCUCAUAGAAGCAACGAUAACAGCUCCGAUGAAGCCAUUGAAACGCCGCUGCCGAUCAUCACUUCAUCCAAUUCCAGUUCUCAAAUCUAUUCCCCAACUCAAGAGUUUUUCCGAUUCCAAACCACCACCGCCGGCAGCCACAGAGCUUCUGAAUUGGUCGAGUUUCUGUCUUUUCACAAUCUCAAUUACGUCUCUGAAAUCCCAAACCCAAAUCCCAAUUCUCUCUGUUUCAAUCAAACUUCCCACUUACUCCCUCCGCCGUCAAUUCCAUUAAAACCCACCUGGGAAGGAACCGAUUUCACCGCCGCCGCCGCCACUGCAAGUGGCGGAAGCAGCUUCUUUGACGGAGGGAACUUCCCAUGGGGACUGCCGGAGUGCGGAAAAACAGAGAAACUGAAUCCGACAGCAAUAAGAGAAGACAAGAAAUGGUCAGAGAUUAUGGAGAAUCCAUUCAUGAUGGGGAACACAACCGGAGAGCAAAAUCAAGAAUCUCAAUCUCAAAAUGAAUCAAUGUAUGUAGAGAAUUUAAGUACGGCGGCGGAAACAGAGUUCAUAACAGAGAGCGGGUGGCAGAGUCAGACACAGAGACAACAAGCUCAAGCUUCCUCGGAUGCUGUAUAUAACAAACACCUCCAUACUCUUACUGUUUCUUUCGGACAUACCCUUUAAUUCAAUCCAAUUAUUUUCCAAACCAACAUACAAGUAAAUCAGUUUUUCCUUGUUUUUUUCUUAGCCGAUGCUCUGUUUUCAUAGCUAUUACUAGAUUGUGUGCAGUGGUUGUAGUGAAAGACAGGAUUUUUCAUAAAGAAGAAUGAAAAGGAAGGUGAAUAAACAUGAGGAAAAGGAUAUGAUGAAAUAAAUGUGAGAGAUUUGUUGUGGGUUUUUCGAGAUUGUUAAUGUUUUGGUCGCUGUCUUGUCUUCCAGUUUGUUGUGUAAAAUUACAGGACAGCCAAAAUUGUGUGUUUGAGUAUGAACUUGCAGGUAUGAUAUACACAAUACAACAAAUGUCAGAAGGAGAAGACAAGGGAAUUUGAAUGAAAGAGUUGCCACUUUUUUCUUUGAUUGCUA
This is a messenger RNA of Cucurbita moschata (crookneck pumpkin), 1674 nucleotides long. Its product is annotated as transcription factor MYB61-like. Lineage: Eukaryota; Viridiplantae; Streptophyta; Magnoliopsida; Cucurbitales; Cucurbitaceae. The transcript has 4 exons. The coding region runs from base 163 to 1275 and encodes 370 amino acids. Gene Ontology annotation, biological process: regulation of stomatal movement. The record is from RefSeq and is a predicted model, not a curated record.